CCCCACCCCCUCCACGUGCAGUUCCCCAUUCCAGCUCUCACAGAAAUCCCUUCCCCGCCCCGAGCUCGGAGCUUUGGGUGCAAAAACCCCAAUUUUGCGCAAUGGCCACAAAGCUGCAUUUCCUGCGGCCCCGGGAGCGCUUCCUUCCUGCGCCGCGCGCCCGGCCCGGCCGAUCCCGGUGAUCCCGGCGGAUCCCGGUGAUCCCGGUGAUCCCUCGGCGCCGGGGAGCGCCUGGAGCGGGAGGAAGAUGAGGAUGAGGAUGAGGAUGAGGAUGAAGAUGAGGUUGGCGUUUCUGCUCCUCGUGGCUGCGGCCUCGUGCUCGAGCCAGACCGGGCAGGAUCCCGGCGAGGAUUCCCGCCAGAAUUCCCGGGAUUUGACCGAGGAUUCCCGCCAGAAUUCCCGGGAUUUGACCGAGGAUUCCCGCCAGAAUUCCCGGGAUUUGCCCGAGGAUUCCCGCCAGAAUUCCCGGGAUUCCCGCCGGGCUUUUCGGGAUUCCCGCCGGGAUUCCCGCCGGGGCUCCGGCGCCGCCGCCCCGGGGCUCCUCCCGGCGCCGCUGCUGCUCCGGUUGCCCUCGGAGGCGGGGCCCCCCCGGAUCCGGUGCCUGGCCCCGCGGCGUUUCACCGGCAGCACCUUCGAGCUCCUCCGGGGGGUCCCGGGGGUCCCGGUGCGGAGCCUCCCCGCCGAUCCCUACCGGCACUGGGCCGAGUUCGCCCUGCCCGGAGCCGCCGGCUGCUUCCGCUGCCGGUACCGGAGCCACGACGGCAGCGCCUGGCGGGAGUCGGAGCUGAGCCCCGGCACCGGCGGCUCCGAUUUGGGCGAUGCUGAGUGUCAGCCGAGCACCGGCACCGCCGCGGGACCCGCACCCACGGCCGGGACCCUGCAGAACGGCACCGGGACCCCGCGGGGCGGCACCGGGACCCUGCAGAACGGUACCGGGACCCCGCGGGGCGGCACCGGGACCCCGCAGAACGGUACCGGGACCCCGUGGAACGAUCCUCCCUGGCUCCUCCCGGUCUCGGUCGGUGUCGCCGUCCCGGGGCUGCUGCUGCUGCUGGGGGCUGCGGCCGCGGCCGGGCGAGGCCUCCGGCGGCGGCGUGGACGGACCCCCACGGUGCCGGUGGCGGCCCCGAGCUUCCCCUUGGCCCCCGCGCCGACGUCGCUGUCCCCGUGAGGGGUCCCGGGGGUCCCGGUCGGCCCCCGCUCCGUCCCGGUGUCCCCACGGAUCGAGGCUGGCCCUGGAUCCGGUCACCGGGAGGAGCCCCCCCCCCUCCGGUGCUGCCGGGGCUCCACCGGACUGGCCGGUGCAAUAAAGGUGUGAAUCUCCAGCGCCGCCGCAUUCCCGGUGUCCCGGUACCA
Onychostruthus taczanowskii (white-rumped snowfinch) is the source of this 1356-nucleotide messenger RNA. RefSeq lists its product as uncharacterized. Lineage: Eukaryota; Metazoa; Chordata; Aves; Passeriformes; Passeridae. The transcript is spliced from 5 exons. Bases 248 to 1171 code for a protein of 307 amino acids. The record is from RefSeq and is a predicted model, not a curated record.